GGGCGGCGCAGCGAUAAGGCGGUGGCGGCGGCGGCCGCUCGGGGACCACUGGCAGCGGCGGUAGCUCACGCCCGCGCCCUCAUUGCACCCGUGCGCCCCCGGAGACAGAUCCCGCCCCGCGGCCCAGGCCGGGCCUGGCUGGGACCGGACUGGCGGGGCCCUCACGACUGACUUCCCCUUGCAGAACCCAGCGGGUGCCGCGUCUCCACCCGAGGCUUCCACCUCCAACAAGCCAUGUUCCAGGCUGCAGGAGCCGCCCAGGCCACCCCCUCUCAUGAGGCCAAAGGUGGCGGCAGCAGCACGGUGCAGCGCUCCAAGUCCUUCAGCCUGCGGGCCCAGGUGAAGGAGACCUGCGCCUCCUGCCAGAAGACCGUGUACCCCAUGGAGCGGCUGGUGGCCGACAAGCUCAUUUUCCACAACUCUUGCUUCUGCUGCAAGCACUGUCACACCAAGCUCAGCCUGGGCAGCUAUGCCGCGCUGCACGGGGAGUUCUACUGCAAACCCCACUUCCAGCAGCUGUUUAAGAGCAAAGGCAACUACGACGAGGGGUUUGGCCGCAAGCAACACAAGGAGCUCUGGGCCCACAAGGAGGUGGACCCCGGCACCAAGACAGCCUGAGGCCUCUGCAACCUUCCACCCCCUCUGCGGAGGGCCUGGAGCCGGCAGGGGGAAGGUGGGAAGGAGGUGGAGCUGGGCUUGCGUGGGGGCCAGGUGGUAAGGGGAUGAGGCUUGCUCAGGCGGAGGGGCCCAGGGCAGGGCUCUGCUCCAGGAUUCCUUCCUUCUUCCUUCUCCCGCAGCCGGUGAGGGUUUGGGAACCAGGAUUGGGGACUGCCCACCACCCUGCUUCCUGCUUCGUUCAGCCACCAUCCCCACCUCACCCCAGGACCCCCUGGGAGGCUCCCAAGCCCAGCUUCCCUAUCUAGGUGCCUUUUCUCCAGCAAGGAGUCAGCAUGCCCCGCUCAGGGUCCCAAGCUCCCUCACUGCCACCCGAGACUGUGGCCCCCACAUCUCCCCAUCUACCUCUAUCCUUAACCUGGUUCUGAGCCACGGAGACAGGGAGGAAGGAGCGCCACAGUGCCACCUGUUGGGCCUCAUAAAUGCCCCUGCAGCCCAUGGGGGAGGGGAUGGGGAAGUGGAGCCACCCUGCCUCUGCAGGGCAAGGCAGGGCCUGCCCCAGUGGGGCUUGGGACCAUCUCUAAGCACCAGCGUGGAGAAGCAGAAGCAAAAGCACUCACCAGGCUGCAGCUUCAGGCACUGGCAGGGGCUGGUGCGGCCCCACUCCCCUCCCCUACUCCCGUUUCUGCCCAUCCUGACUGUUAUGACCAACCCCGUUUUAAACAUGUUUCAAUAGAUCCAGAUUCUUUACUG
Messenger RNA from Piliocolobus tephrosceles (Ugandan red Colobus), 1368 nucleotides. RefSeq names its product LIM domain containing 2 (gene LIMD2). NCBI's taxonomy places the organism in Eukaryota, Metazoa, Chordata, Mammalia, Primates, Cercopithecidae. The coding region runs from base 235 to 618 and encodes 127 amino acids. The record is from RefSeq and is a predicted model, not a curated record. The transcript has 5 exons.